This is a messenger RNA of Closterium sp. NIES-65, 1659 nucleotides long. Lineage: Eukaryota; Viridiplantae; Streptophyta; Zygnematophyceae; Desmidiales; Closteriaceae. The record is from the annotation of a GenBank genome assembly.
AUGCUAGGCGCGGCUGUGGGGUCGCGCGUGGCGGUCGUGGUGCGGGGAGCAAGCCCCGCUAUUGCUGCUCGUGUAGUUGUCAUCCGAUUAGCCGCGAAGCCAGCAGCAGCCAUCGAGAGACGCUCGGGGCCGGCGUUUAUUCGCACCAUGUUGCUCACCAGCAGCGGCACUGCCUACAGAAUACAAAUCCCCACCAACGCACCUGCAUUUCUAAAACGAACGCCGUUCAGAGGUCCUUCUCCGCGCAGGCCCCCAUCUUCUUCGUUCUCGCAUUCGCGCCACCCCCGCGAUCGAGAGCAACCAUUUUCCCAUUCACCACCGCGCUCGACUACUAGCCGCUCCUGGCUUCAGCCCAUUCACUACCGCAGUUCAGAACUCAGAAUUGUUUCUCCUCCGCACGCGCUCGAGUUGCGCGGGGGGUGCGGUGGCGCGCAGGGGGGAGCUGCGCUGAGCGGAGCAGCGCGGCUGAUGACGUCAGCUGCUUGCGGGCAAGCGAGCAGCAGUCGCGGUAGCGUGGGAUUGGGGGGGGAUGAGCGACGGGGUUUGCAAGGGGGAGCGCGAGGGGGAGCACAAGUGGGAGCGCAGAGAGAAGAGCAGCAAUCAGGGCGGCAGGUUGGUGUCAGCACGGAGGUGGGAGGGAAGGGGGAGGAGGCUAGCAAGGGACGCGAGACAAGAGAGACAAGCCAGAGCAGAGAGAGAAGAGCGAGCGGAGAGAGUGGGGAGAGAGGAGGCAAGUCCAGCAGGCAGUGGCGGCGGCUGUGCUACUACCACACUCAAGGGAAGUGCACUCUCAGCGCGGACAAAGACCACCUGAAAAGGUUCUCGCACGACCUGCCCGACCUGUCGAUGCGGGCGGGGCAGCUGAAAAGGGUGCGAAAGCAGGCGUUUGAGUACUUCCUGGUGCUGGACCUGGAGGGGCGCGUGGAGAUCCUCGAGUUCCCCGUCGUGCUGCUCUGCGCUCGCUCCCUGCAAGUCGUCAGCCACUUCCACCGCUUUGUGCGCCCUGACCUCAUGACAGAGGAACGGCAGGCGGAGUACAUCGGAGGGAAGUACGGGCCGUGGGGACUGGCCAGGGUGUGGCAUGACACUGCCAUCCCGUUCGCUCAAGUGCUGGCGGAGUUUGAGCAGUGGCUGGAGCAGCACAACCUGCUGGAUCACAGUAGCACCACUUCCACCACCACCUGGAGUGCGGAGGAUGCUGUGGAAGCGGGUAGAACGGAGGAGGAGGAGCGUGAUGGUGCUGCAGCAUCAGCAUCAGCAUCAGCAGCGGCAGCAGCAGCAGCACAAGCGCUGGGCCAUGGGCCGGGGUUAUGGUCGGCGAUAGUGGUGACAUGUGGCAACUGGGAUGUGAAGAGCAAGAUAGUGGAGCAGUGCCGUGACAGCCAGGUGCCGCUGCCCACCUACUUCCUGCAGUGGACCAACCUCAAGGACGUGUAUCUCAACUUCUACAAGCGCAAGGCAUCGGGCAUGAUGCCAAUGAUGAAGGGGCUGCAGAUGGCGCCCCUGGGCACGCACCACGUGGGGCUGGACGACGCACUCAACAUCACGCGGGUGCUGCAGCGCAUGCUCUCCCACGGCGCCCUCAUCCGUGCCUCCGCUCGCCGUGUUGGCCCGGGACCCUCCGAUGUGGAGUAUGCGUUCAAGAGGAGAGUCAAGUGA